Messenger RNA from Carya illinoinensis, 1395 nucleotides. RefSeq lists its product as uncharacterized. The transcript has a single exon. NCBI's taxonomy places the organism in Eukaryota, Viridiplantae, Streptophyta, Magnoliopsida, Fagales, Juglandaceae. The coding region runs from base 1 to 1395 and encodes 464 amino acids. The record is from RefSeq and is a predicted model, not a curated record.
AUGGAGGAAGAGCUGCACAAGCUAUGGAAGGGAUUCACGUUAACAGAGCAGGAGUCGGGCUUAGUGAGGGUGGAAAAGGACGUGACAAAGGUCCUUGUAGCUAAAGGUAAGCGAUGCCUCCUUAUGAUGAUCAAUGCGGAUAGAGUGGUAAACAAAGAGGCCCUCAGAACCACUAUGUCAAAGGUAUGGAGACCUGAAGGAUGGAUCCAGUUCAAAGAAGUAGGAAAUAAUGGGAUGCUGGUGGAAUUCCAACAUGAAAGUGAUAAAACAAAGGUCCUGCAAGGGAGGCCAUGGUCUUUCGAUAGAAGCUUAGUGUGCCUUCAGGAGAUUGAUGGGCAGGUCCCACUAAAUGAAGUAGUCUUCACCAAGGAACCCUUCUGGGUUCAAGCUCAUGAUAUGCCAAUGGCAUGCAUGACAAAGGAAGUGGGAAUGGAGCUGUUUUCAGGUAUGGAAGCGAUACUUGAAGUGGAAACAGAUGAAGGGGGCUGUGGCUGGGGCUGUUCCCUGAGAGCAAAAGUCGAAGUUGACAUUACCAAACCACUGAUCCGAGGUCGUUUCUUAACCGUUGACAAUGUUAAGCGAUGGAUUCCUUUCAAAUACGAACGCCUCCCUGCUUUCUGCUUCGCCUGCGGCUCAAUCAAACAUGUCAACCUUUGCUCUGGUACAAGUAGAUACAACAAACAGGAUGAAAGUAGCCAGUAUGGCCCUUGGCUCAGGGCUAUCCCUGUAAAGCCAAAUGUCUUUGUUGCUAAACGUUACGGCGGAGAGACGACCCAGAAAGCUCACCACAACCACCAGGAAGGCAGCUCAGGGACAAAGACAAAUGAGGAAACUCAGAAACCAGGCAUAGAAAAGGUGGUCGAGCUGAGUAAGGAAAUAAACCUAUCACGUGAUGUGAAAAACCAACGAGGGACAGUGGUGCAGGAGGAGACCUUCUCAGCACAGGUUGAUGAUAGGGGACAAGAGAACUGCAAGGAACCUGUGGAAAAGCAGGUGGGGGGAAAGCUAAAAAAGGAAGUUCUGCUUGAUACAAGAAUGAAACAGGAAAUCCUGUUUAACACAAAAAAGGAAGGUGGUCCCAAGCAAGCAGACUGCUCCCUAGCUAGCCAAAUCAGAUCUCUCGACAACUUCAUGGACCAGCAGAUAAAGGCACUGGCUGAGAACAGACAAAACAAAAGGUGGAAGAGGCGAGCUCGAGAUAGGUCUGUUCCCCUUGACUCUCAUCUCUUUAUAGAAAAUUCUAAAAAUGGGGGAAAUAAGAGGAAAGUAGAACCUGGUUUCCUGCCUGUCUCUAAGGGAAAUGCUAGUAAACAACUUAGAAUUAGUGGACCAUGUGGGGAACUGAAAACUGAAGAGUUGGUGGUGGCUGCUAGGCAGCACCAUCAACACCAAUGA